Messenger RNA from Coregonus sp. 'balchen', 9584 nucleotides. NCBI's taxonomy places the organism in Eukaryota, Metazoa, Chordata, Actinopteri, Salmoniformes, Salmonidae. The record is from the annotation of a GenBank genome assembly.
AUGAGGUAACAAUUCAACGUCUGGUCCCGUUGAAAAACAAUGUAAGCGUAUUUAGAGAUCACCUUGAUAAAGGCUAAUGUGACGGACAUGCAGUGAAUUAUAAUCUAUUUUCAUUUAAAUAAAACGUAGAGAUGCUCCUUCUUGCUGCUUUCUUCCUGCUUUUGUAAUCUGCACGAAAGGGCCUCCGUAGGCCCGUCCCAUCCGCGGGUGAUGUACUUCCUGUGUCAUACGUUUUUUUUUAACCGUCUAUCAACAAAAAUAGAGCUAUCGUUUCCUCGGGCAUAUUCUUUCGUUAAAAAAAAAGUAUGUGUGCUGAUUUAGAUUAGUGUCAGCCUUCAGCCUUGUUAACUAACAGACAUGGUUUGAAAAUGAAAUCAACAAUUUUCACAACUAUAUCUAUCGUUUUUCAGGAACAUCGAUUUUCUAUCUUUGUUCGGUACCAACAAGUUAGCUAGCUUCUAGCCAGUACGCUAGUUAGCUAUCACCUUGCAACAAGAACAAUAUUUUCAGCAAGAUUAGGCUAGCUAAGUAGCAAGUUAACAAGGCAAACCGAGACAACUUGGCGUAGGUAGAGACCGAUAACUAUAUUGAUCUUCGGUCAGGAGUCAAGCCUGCAAUUUCUUAAACAUGGUGAGUUUUUUUUCGAUAUCAAUGUCUAGCAUGCAAUCAUCGUGCAUUGAUCAGGACCAGCAAGGGUAUAGAAAAAUGCAUACCGGUAACAAGCUAACUAGGCCUAGUUAGAUAUCUGCUGAAAUUUGAUCCACGUCGUUAGUUAGUUAAACCUUUGUAGUUCAGGGGGAUGGAUAACUACCUAGCUAUUGCUCGUUAUUUUGGGGUUUGACAACAGCCCAACCCUCCAGACAUCCUCUACCUCCUCCUGUGUGUUAUGGAUAUCAGGUCUCAUUGGCGACCAUUUUAACUUUGGCCAUAUGCUUGGUAUGGCAUUUGGGAGUGCUGGCAUACACUAUAUACAGUUGAAGUCGGAAGUUUACAUACACCUUAGCCAAAUACAUUUAAACUCCGUUUUUCACAAUUCCUGACAUUUAAUCCUAGUAAAAAUUCCCUGUCUUAGGUCAGUUAGGAUCACCACUUUAUUUUAAGAAUGUGCAAUGUCAGAAUAAUAGUAGAGAGAAUUAUUUAUUUCAGCUUUUAUUUAUUUCAUCACAUUCCCAGUGGGUCAGAAGUUUACAUACACUCAAUUAGUAUUUGGUAGCGUUGUCUUUAAAUUGUUUAACUUGGGUCAAACAUUUCAGGUAGCCUUCCACAAGCUUCCCACAAUAAGUUGGGUGAAUUUUGGCCCAUUCCUCCUGACAGAGCUGGUGUAACUGGGUCAGGUUUGUAGGCCUCCUUGCUCGCACACGCUUUUUCAGUUCUGCCCACAAAUGUUCCAUUGAAUUGAGGUCAGGGCUUUGUGAUGGCCACUGCAAUACCUUGACUUUGUUGUCCUUAAGCCAUUUUGCCACAACUUUGGAAGUAUGCUUGGGGUCAUUGUCCAUUUGGAAGACCCAUUUGCGACCAAGCUUUAACUUCCUGACUGAUGUCUUGAGAUGUUGCUUCAAUAUAUCCACAUCAUUUUCCUUCCUCAUGAUGCCAUCUAUUUUGUGAAGUGCACCAGUCCCUCCUGCAGCAAAGCACCCCCACAGCAUGAUGCUGCCACCCCCGUGCUUCACAGCUGGGAUGGUGUUCUUCGGCUUGCAAGGCGACCCCCUUUUUCCUCCAAACAUAACGAUGGUCAUUAUGGCCAAACAGUUCUAUUUUUGUUUCAUCAGACCAGAGGACAUUUCUCAAAAAAGUACAAUCUUUGUCCCCAUGUGCAGUUGCAAACCGUAGUCUGGCUUUUUUAUGGCGGUUUUGGAGCAGUGGCUUCUUCCUUGCUGAGCGGCCUUUCAGGUUAUGUCGAUAUAGGACACGUUUUACUGUGGAUAUAGAUACUUUUGUACCUGUUUCCUCCAGCAUCUUCACAAGGUCCUUUGCUGUUGUUCUGGGAUUGAAUAGCACUUUUCGCACCAAAGUACAUUCGUCUCUAGGAGACAGAACGCGUCUCCUUCCUGAGCUGUAUGACGGCUGCGUGGUCCCAUGGUGUUUAUACUUGCGUACUAUUGUUUGUACAGAUGAACGUGGUACCUUCAGGCGUUUGGAAAUUGCUCCCAAGGAUGAACCAGACUUGUGGAGGUCUACAAUUGUUUUUCUGAAGUCUUUUACUGAUUUCUUUUGAUUUUCCCAUGAUGUCAAGCAAAGAGGCACUGAGUUUGAAGGUAGGCCUUGAAAUACAUCCACAGGUACACCUCCAAUUGACUCAAAUGAUGUCAAUUAGCCUAUCAGAAGCUUCUAAAGCCAUCAUUUUCUGUAAUUUUCCAAGCUGUUUAAACACACAGUCAACUUAGUGUAUGUAAACUUCUGACCCACUGGAAUUGUGAUACAGUGAAUUAUAAGUGAAAUAAUCUGUCUGUAAACAAUUUGUUGUAAAAAUGAUUUGUGUCAUGCACAAAGUAGAUGUCCUAACCGACUUGCCAAAACUAUAGUUUGUUAACAAGAAUUGUGUGUGGAGUGGUUGAAAAACGAGUUUUAAUGACUCCAACCUAAGUGUAUGUAAACAUCCGACUUCAACUGUAUACACAAAAGUAUGUGGACACCCCUUCAAAUUAGUGGAUUCGGCUAUUUCAGCCACACCCGUUGCUGACAGGUGUAUAAAAUCGAGCACACAGCCAUGCCAUCUCCAUAGACAAACAUUGGCCUUACUGAAGAGCUCAGUGACUUUCAACGGGGCACCGUCAUAGGAUGCCACCUUUCCAACAAGUCAGUUCGUCAAAUGUAUGCCCACAGGGGGUAUGAAAAAAAAUAAAAUAAUGUAAGUCGCUCUGGAUAAGAGCGUCUGCUAAAUGACGUAAAUGUAAUUUUUGAAGUGGAAAUGUCUAGGAGCAACAGCUCAGCCGCGAAGUGAUAGGCCACACAAGCUCACAGAAUGGGACCACCAAGUGCUGAAGCAGGUAGCGCGUAAAAAUUGAGGUCCAUACAGAAAUGAUUUGUCGAGAUCGGUGUGGAAGAGCUUGACUUGCCUGCACAGAGCCCUGACGUCAACCCCAUCAAACACCUUUGGGAUGAAUUGGAACGCCGACUGAGAGCCAGGCCUAAUCGCCCAACAUCAUUGCCCAACCUCACUAAUGCUCUUGUGGCUGAAUGGAAGCAAGUCCCCGCAGCAAUGCUCCAACAUCUAGUGGAAAGCCUUCCCAGAAGAGUGGAGGCUGUUAUAGCAGCAAAGGGGAGACCAACUCCAUAUUAAUGCCCAUGUUCGAUGAGCAGGAGUCCAUAUACUUUUGGUCAUGUAGUGUGUGUGUGUGUGUGUGUUCCAGGACGAGGCGUCCCCGGCAUCUCUGACAGACCUGUGUCUGUCCUACGUGAGUGGGAACCUGGAGCGGUUCUGUGUGAAGCACGCCGACGGAUCUCUCUGUCUCAGAGACUCUUUGCUGUUCCCCCAGGAGCUAGCUGACCAGCUGUUGGCUAAGAUGGCCACUGAAGGUGAGUGAGCAAGGAGCAUGAAGUAGUCAGCGGUCACAGAUCCAAGCUCAGAUCCUUACCUUGAUCAUUAGUACAAAAACACCAAACCGGCCUUUAAUUCAGUGUCUAGAGCAGUAAUGGGCUAUUUAGUCAUUGGGUGAUUUUGUCCCAGCCCAGCUCUAACAAAAAAGUGUGGGUGUUGUUUUUAGGUCUGUUGAAUGACAGUACAGUGGGAGUGUUUCGUAGCUGUGAGUACCUGCGGUUGCGUCGUGCAUGUAUCCGGACAGCUCGUAUCUCUGCCGAGGCGUUCCAGAGAGCUCUCUGUCCUCACCGCCUGCUGGAGCUGGACGCUGCCAGGGUCAAUGCUGACCUCACCAUCUCUGACAUACUACAGGGACUGGCCUCCAACAAACACUGCCAGGUAAACAUACAGUGCAUUCGGAAAGUAUUCAGACCCCUAGACUUUCUUCCAUAUUUUGUUACAUUACAGCCUUAUUCUAAAAGGCAUUCAAUAGUUUUUCCCCCUCAGCAAUGUACACACAAUACUACAUAAUGACAAAGCAAAAACAAUUUUUUACAAAUGUAUCAAAUAAAAGUGGGAAUAUCACGUUUACAUAAGAAUUCAGACCCUUUACUCAGUACAUUGUUGAAGCACCUUUGGCAGAGAUUUCAGCCUCGAGUCUUCUUGGGUAUGAUGCUACAAGGUUGGCACACCUGUAUUUGGGGAGUUUCUCCCAUUCUUCUCUGCAGAUCCUCUCAAGCUCUGUCAGGUUGGAUUGGGAGCGUCUCUGCACAGCUAUUUUCAGGUCUCUCCAGAGAUGUUCGAUCGGGUUAAAGUCUGGGUUCUGGCUGGGCCACUCAAGGACAUUCAGAGACCUUUCCCAAAGGCACUCCUGCGUUGUCUUGGCUGUUUGCUAAGGGUCGUUGUCCUGUUGUAAGGUGAACCUUCGCCCCCAGUCUGAGGUCCUGAGCGCUCUGGAGCAGGUUUUCAUCGAGGAUCUCUGUACUUUGCUCCAUUAAUCUUUCCCUUGAUCCUAACUAGUUUCCCAGUCCCUGCCGCUGAAAAACAUCCCCACAGCAUGAUGCUGCCACCACCAUGCUUCACCGUAGGGAUGGUGCCAGGUUUCCUCCAGAGGUAAUGCUUGGCUUUCAGGGCAAAGAGUUCAAUCUUUGUUUCAUCAGACCGGAUAAUCUUGUUUCUCAUGAUCAGAGUCCUUUAGGUGCCUCUUGGCAAACUCCAAGCGGGCUGGCGUGCCUUUUACUGAUGAGUGGCUUCCGUCUGGCCACUCUACUAUAAAGGCCUGAUUGGUGGAGUGCUGAGGAACUCUGGAGCUGUCCAGUCUUGGUGGUUCCAAACUUCUUCCAUUUAAGAAUGAUGGAGGCAACUGUGUUCUUGGGGAACUUCAAUGCUGCAGACCCUUCCCCAGAUCUGUCCCUCGACAUAAUCCUGUCUCGGAGCUCUACAGACAAUUCCUUCGACCUCAUGGCUUGGUUUUUGCUCUGACAUGCACUGUCAACUGUGGGACCUUAUAUAGACAGGUGUGUGCCUUUCCAAAUCAUGUCCAAUCAAUUCAAUUUACCAAAGGUGGACUCCAAUCAAGUUGUAGAAACAUCUCAAGGAUGAUCAAUGGAAACAGGAUGCACCUGAGCUCAAUUUUGAGUCUCAUAACAAAGGGUCUGAAUGUUUAUGUAAAUACGUUUUUUCUAAAAUCCUGUUUUCACUUUGUCAUUAUGGGGUAUUGUGUGUAGAUUGUUUAUUUAAUCAAUUUUAGAAUAAGGCUGUAACGUUACAAAAUGUGUAAAAAGUCAAGGGGUCUGAACACUUUCCGAAUGCACUGUACACUGAUGAGAGCCUCCAGCCGGGACAGACAACCACAAACACUCUUCCUCCCCCCAGGAGAGCUUACAGCGGUUGGUCCUGACAGGUCUAACCAUGUCCUCUCUGGAGGAACCAUCCCGUCACCGUUUCAGCUCUCUCCAUGGGCUCCGCUCCCUCUCCCUGGCCAACGUGGACUUCUACGACUCUGGGCUGGCUGACGUGUGUUCCCUACCCCGCCUGGAGAGCCUAGACCUGUCCAACACCUCAGUGACCAACCUCAACCCUCUACUGGGCCUCAGGGAGAGGCUGAGGUCACUAACACUACACCAGCUGAAGAGGCUGGAGAUGAGCACCGCACAGCUACUGGCCGUCAUUGGACAACUGGAGGCACUGCAGGUGGGUGGGGACAGCUCUAAUGCUGAAGUUCUGUAUUCAUUUGCUCCACUAUAAAGAGCAUAUAUAUUGCUGAGCCAAGUUUCUUAAACCUUUUUCUAGUUCCGGCACUGUGAUUGUUCGCUAUCCCUGAAGUUUACUUGCGGUGCUCGAAUGGUUUUAUAUCUGAAACUCAUACUUUUGUGGAUGUGUAAAAACCUACCUAUGCAGCACCUGGACAUCAGUGAUGAUAAACAGUUCACAUCAGACGUGGCUCGUCAGUUGCUGGGCGAGCCUGGGAUCCUGCCUGCUCUGGUCUCGCUGGACGUGUCUGGACGUAAACAGGUGCUGGAGACAUAGUAUGAGUGGAGUUGACUAGAGUUGUGAGCGGGUGUCUUGCAGACGUGUGUGUGUGUGUGUGUAGUGUGUUUACCUGGUGUGUGUGUUAUGCUAGGUGACCGAUGCAGCGGUCAAGGCGUUUGUAGAGGAGCGUCCAGGGAUGACCUUUGUUGGUCUGCUGGCUACAGACGCUGGCUUCUCAGACUUCCUCAAUGGAGAGGGCAUCCUCAAGGUGGGUCUCGCUGUUUUUCUUCUCUCUGUCUGUCUGUCUGUCUCUGUUGCCUUUGUAGAGGAAGCAGCAUACUGACAGAGUACUACGUUAUGUAUGUAUGUCCUCUGUUUGUGGCAGGUGACAGGAGAGGCCAAUGAGACUCAGAUCUGUGAGGCGCUGCGUCGCUACAGUGAGAGAGACGGCUUUGUCAGAGAGGCUCUGUUUCAUCUGUUCAGUCUCACUCACAUCAUGGAGAAACCACGGCCUGACAUACUCAAGGUACACACACACAUUAUGUCAUAUCUACUCUAACCUUCACCUCAAUAUACAUCUUCCUACAGCCUGGCUCUCAGUGUACACAUUUUUAUAAAGUAAUGAGUCACUCCCUCUUGGGGAGUUUCUAGUUGGUAGUACUGGGAAUGAAGAACCACCCUGCCACCCUGAACGUCCAGUUGGCAGCCAGUGCGUGUGUGUUUAACCUGACCAAGCAGGACCUGGCAGCGGGCAUGCCUGUUAGACUGCUGGGCACAGUCACUCAACUACUGCUGGAGGCCAUGAGGACCUUCCCUAACCACCAACAGGUACACACACAAACUCACCUUCUCCAUAUUGUUUACACAUAUCCAAUUUCUUCCAAUCUGCAAACACAGACUGGCUAGGGGCUGUUUGUGGACCAGGCUUGAGUGGGGGUUUUGUUUUGUUUGGGCUCUAACCACCAUCUAUGGAUCCUUUUUCUCCAGUUGCAAAAGAAUUGCCUUCUCUCUCUGUGCAGUGACCGCAUACUGCAGGAGGUCCCCUUCAACAGGUAGAUAUACACAUUGAAUUACUUUGACUGUAGAUGUAUUCAUCCCUUAAGAUUGUGUCUCAUGAGAGACGUAGUAUGUACAGUGCAUGUGCAUAUCCUUUGUACUGUGUGGAUGUGGUCUAUAAUCCAGGUUUGAGGCCGCUAAACUGGUGAUGCAGUGGCUGUGUAACCAUGAGGACCAGAACAUGCAGAGGAUGGCUGUGGCUAUCAUUUCUAUACUGGCAGCCAAGGUAGGUGUGUGUGUGUGCGUACAUGCCUGAGUGUGUGUCAAAUAUGGUAUUAGAAAUGUAUUUGAGGUUUGGUCUUUGCUGACGUGUGUGUUUCUCUUCAGUUAUCUACAGAGCAGACAGCCCAGCUGGGAGCAGAGCUGUUCAUAGUGAAGGUGACUGUUCAAACAUCCUCCAUUCACACAGCUGGCCAUUGGCACAUACUUUCCCCUUCUAAAUAAUUGCUGUCUGCAGUGUUUAAAAAAAAAAAAACAGUAAUUGUCACCAUAUCUCUGUCUAUCCCCCUCUUUCUCUGUCCCUCUUUCUCUCUCUGCAGCAACUCCUCCACAUCGUGCGUCAGAAGGCGACUCAGGGCGUGGUAGAUGCCACCCUCAAGUUCACUCUGAGCGCGCUCUGGAACCUCACCGACGAAUCACCAACCACCUGCCGCCAUUUUAUAGAGAACCAGGGACUGGAGCUGUUCAUCAAAGUACUGGAGGUAGUACACACACGCUCACUCACAGACCCUAGAGCUGUUCAUCAAAGUUACAACACACUCUCUCUGACCCGAGAGCUGUUCAUCAAAGUGCUAGUUACAACACACUCUCUCUGACCCGAGAGCUGUUCAUCAAAGUGCUAGUUACAACACACUCUCUCUGACCCGAGAGCUGUUCAUCAAAGUGCUAGUUACAACACACUCACGCUCAGACCCUGAAGUUCUUAAUGCCUGAAGUGCAUACUGACUCACUCACACCUCUUUAUCGUCCCCUUUCUUUCUCUCUGCAGUCGUUCCCCUCUGAGUCUUCCAUCCAGCAGAAGGUGUUGGGGCUGCUGGUGAGUCAUAGUGAACCUUUGACUGACUAUCAGUGUAUUUAUUCUACUGGUUACCAACCCUGGUUUGUGGUCCUAGGGGCUAGACGUAGUGAAUUCAGCGGAGACAAACAGUACUGACGAAACCGUUUGUUUUAUGUUUGAAUCAUCCCAUUUUAAGUGGUGGAGAACCGUGGAGGAGCUGACUGUGUGGCUCUGUCUCUCUCCAGAACAACAUAGCAGAGGUUGGGGAGCUGCAUGAGGAGCUGAUGGUUCAGGGUUUCCUGGAUCACAUCUGCUCCCUGCUCCACAGCUCUGAGGUGGAGGUGUCCUACUUCGCUGCUGGGAUACUGGCCCACCUCACCUCCAGAGGAGAGGCUGCAUGGACACUCAGUAUCACACUGAGGUCUGACCUGCUAGAACAACUGGUAUGUGGGGGAGGGGUGUGUGUGUGUGUGAAUUGUCAAAGUGAGUUGUUAUACCACCACCUGUGUGUGUGUGUAUAUAAUUGUCUCAUGUUCUGUGUGUCUCACCUCCAGCACUCUGCCAUCCUGAAGUGGCAGACCCCAGAGUGUGAGAUGGUGGCCUACAGGUAAGACCUCCAUGCACGCACACAAGGAGAGGAGGAUCGGAAGCCACUGUAAACUAUUAAGAUGCAGCCUGAGUAUUAAUGAUCUCCUCCCCCCUCUGUAGGUCCUUUAACCCUUUCUUCCCCCUGUUGGAGUGUUUCCACACCCCAGGAGUUCAGCUGUGGGCAGCCUGGGCCAUGCAGCAUGUCUGCAGCAAGAACGGUGAGACACACUCCAGCUUCCGAGUUUCUACCUGUCGUACGUUUCUAUAUAUUCUGCUCUGUGCGUCAUCAAUGUGAGUUUAAUCUCUCUGGACUCCUGCAGCCCCUCGAUACUGCAGUAUGCUGCUGGAGGAGGGAGGUCUGCAGCAGCUGGAAAAGGUCCAGACACACCCCGACACACACGCAGAUGUCAUGCGAUUGGCUGAUGGCAUCCUGGAGAGCCUGCAGCGCCACCAAGCUCGCACCGGCCAGACCACACAAACACCCCCGCUGCCCACCGCAACCACACACACACACAAAGGUGAGACACACACAAACACGCACAAUGAUUUCUAGUGUGUGAUUUCGGAACAAUAAAAAUGCUCUUUCUCCUCCAGAAAGUGAUACGCCCUGAUCAGAACCCAUUCCACCUGUACUGUCAAGACGAGUCCAGAAAGAGGUGUGUGUUGACACAUGUUCAUUAAGCCUGUCGUAUGCUUCCCAUUCGAAACAGUUUGCGCCAAUACUAUGACGAAAUGUUGACGUUUUUGUUUAUAUUGGAGUUCGGCAGGGGUUUUUCCAGCUAUUCACGCACCAAAUGUUUUCUUGAGGCAAGUCAAAGUUUGGUAGCCAAAGUCAACAGUACUACUCCUAGUAUUAGUGGGAACUAUGGACAAGAUUCUUCAUUGAAGUGUUUGUCAUUCAGUGAGGGUCUACUAGUUUUCAUGCAAAUUGUUUUCACUUGAGAAAUACUGCAC